UGCGAGUACUGUGAUGAUCCACAAGAUAUUGAGAACCGUGACAAACGACCUGUCAUUCAUCUCUCGAAGGCAGGACUAUGCCCUAAUGCACCGGACAAAGUCAGGGCUGAAGCUUUGAGGAUCCUUAUGAAGAGGGCAGGCAUGGAGGAACAUCCUGUACUAGGCACUGGCUCUGUCGACAGCCCUGUCGAUGUUGAUUCACAGGUUCAGGUCAGCGGGAAGAAGAGGAAGGUAGACAGUGGAGCCAUGGAUCAGUUUGUGGACCGAGCAAUGACACAGGCGGAGGAAGAUGAAGCCAAUCUGCGCUUUCUUCGCUUCAUUAUUCACACCAACACAUCCUUCCGCGCUGCCGAGAAUCAUUAUUUUGACCAAUUCUUAGCAAUUGUCAGGCCAUCAUAUAGCCCUCCCACCCGAUAUGUCCUU
Messenger RNA from Punctularia strigosozonata HHB-11173 SS5, 423 nucleotides. RefSeq lists its product as uncharacterized. Lineage: Eukaryota; Fungi; Basidiomycota; Agaricomycetes; Corticiales; Punctulariaceae. The transcript has 2 exons. The annotation marks the transcript as partial. The record is from RefSeq and is a predicted model, not a curated record.